AAAGAAGGAUGUAAUAAGGAAUGUGAGAUGACCUCGAAAUGUUACCCUUCAAAGGAAGAAGAGGAUUCUCAAAAUGCGAUUGAAGGUUCCUCCUGCUCUCAACCAGUUCACCAAAAUCCUUGACAAGAACCUUACUACAAACCUUUUCAAUAUGCUCCUUAAGUACAGGCUUGAGGACAAAGCUGCAAAGAAGGAGCCUCUUGUUAAAAGGGCUCAAGCUGAAGCCGAAGGAAAAACUCCUGAAAUAAAGAAAUCCAUUAUUGUGAAGUAUGGGCUUAAGCACAUCACUUACCUUAUUGAGCAGAACAAAGCUCAGUUAGUAGUGAUUACUCGUGAUAUGGACUCAAUAGAGUUGGUUGUCUGGCUUCCUACACUUUUCAUAAAGAUGGAAAUUCCUUACUAUUUUGUGAAGGCGAAAGCACGUUUAGGAUCGAUCGUGCAUUAGAAAACUCCUUCAGCAUUAUGUUUGACAACCAUGAAGAAUGAAGACAAAAUGGAGUUUAGCAGAGUUCUAGAGGAAAUUAAGGCUAACUUCAAUGACAAGUAUGAAAGAGAACAGGAAGAAAUGGUGGUAUCAUGGGCUCCAAGUCAUAGUUCAGGACCAAGGCCAAGGAGAGAGUUCUUACUAAGGAAGCUGCCCAGAGAUUGAACUA
Messenger RNA from Solanum dulcamara, 653 nucleotides. RefSeq names its product 60S ribosomal protein L7a-2-like. Bases 74 to 445 code for a protein of 123 amino acids. The transcript has a single exon. The record is from RefSeq and is a predicted model, not a curated record. Lineage: Eukaryota; Viridiplantae; Streptophyta; Magnoliopsida; Solanales; Solanaceae.